GAGAGGGCCGAUCUUGGACGACGCCCCAGCUGAGAAACAGUUCGUGUGUUGCCUAUCAACCGCUCGUACAUACACCGGCCCGACACAUCACAGCCAUGCUAGGGCUUGUUGAGUAUCAGUGUCGUACAGAUGAGACACUAACUGAAUGAUGGACUAAUCCUCGGCAUUUUGUUUUUCCCAACACUAUUAAACCGUUUUGAGGAAAUAUUAACCUGGAGUUCUGAGACUGUUACGGUUAUUUGGGGAUAACAGAAGUAGCUAGCCGAAAGCUACUUUGGCUUUGACCACUGCUGCCAGGUGGAGUUUCAGCAUGCAGCAGUACUGAGGAUGCUGAUUGUCUUAGCUUUGCUCGUGAUGGCUGCGACCGGUGAAGCUGAGGUCUGCACAGGCUCUGACAACUGCUCCAGCUCCAAUGGCUCCAAGGACUUCUGCUAUUCAGCCCGGAUCCGCAGCACCGUGCUCCAGGGCCUGCCCUUUGGAGGAGUGCCCACCGUACUUGCCCUUGACUUCAUGUGCUUCUUGGUGCUGCUAUGUGUGUUCUCUUUCUUGAGGAAGGUGGCAUUUGAUUAUGGCCGUCUUGCAUUGGUCUCUGAUGCUGACAGCCGUAGGCAGAAUCCACAGUAUCAACGUCUGGACGAUCAGGAGGAAUAUGUGGGCUCCGCCAUGCAGACGCCUGCUGACUCCCGAUACGAGCGUCUCACCUCUGUGUCCAGCUCAGUCGACUUUGACCAAAGGGACAAUGGCUUGUGUUCCUGGCUAACCGCCAUCUUCAGGAUAAAAGAUGAUGAGAUCAGGGAGAAGUGUGGUGAGGAUUCUGUGCACUACCUCUCAUUCCAGCGGCACAUCAUUGGUCUGUUGGUAGUGGUGGGCGUGCUCUCCGUGGGCAUCGUCCUGCCCGUCAACUUCUCAGGAGACCUGUUAGAAAAUAAUGCCUACAGUUUUGGGCGAACUACAAUAGCCAACUUAAAAUCUGGUAAUAAUCUGCUAUGGCUGCACACUACAUUUGCCUUCUUAUAUCUGUUACUGACUGUGUACAGCAUGAGGAGACACACUUCAAAGAUGCACUACAAGGAGGAUGACUUGGUGAAACGCACUUUAUUCAUUAACGGGAUCACAAAAUAUGCAGAAGAGAGUCAAAUAAAGCAGCAUUUCGAGAAAGCAUAUGAAAACUGUUUGGUUCUGGAUGCUCGCAUUUGUUACGACGUUGCCAAACUUAUGUCCCUGGAGUCUGAAAGAAAAAAGGCAGAACGCAGCAAAAAGUUCUACACCGACCUGAUGGCCAGGGAGCACAUCGCCAUUAUGAUUAACCCCAAACCCUGCGGCCACCUCUGCUGCUGCAUCAUCACGGGCUGUGAGCAGGAAGAGGCUGUGAACUAUUACACCAAGCUCGAGGCCAAACUGAAGGAAGACUACAGAAAAGAACGAGAAAAAGUCAACACUAAACCUCUGGGAAUGGCUUUUGUGACCUUCCAGAAUGAAGCAAUGACUGCCCUCAUCCUGAAAGAUUUUAACGCAUGUCAGUGUCACGGCUGUCACUGUCGACGAGAGCCAAAGUGCUCCCCCUUCAGCGGCCUUCUCAACACAUACAACUGGACAGUCACAUAUGCUCCAGAUCCACAGAACGUUUACUGGGAGCAUUUGUCCACUGGUGGCCUCAAGUGGUGGCUCCGCUGCUUUAUCAUCAACUGCUUUCUCUUCCUCUUGCUCUUCUUCCUCACCACCCCUGCCAUCAUCAUCUCCACCAUGGACAAGUUCAACGUCACCAAACCCGUGGAGUACCUGAACAACCCCAUCAUCACUCAGUUCUUCCCCACCCUGCUGUUGUGGUGCUUCUCGGCCCUUCUCCCCACAAUCGUCUACUACUCUGCCUUCUUUGAGGCCCACUGGACACGAUCUGAAGAGAACAGAACAACCAUGCACAAGUGCUACACCUUCCUCAUCUUUAUGGUUCUGCUGCUGCCAUCUCUAGGACUGAGCAGUUUGGAUGUUUUUUUCCGCUGGCUCUUUGACAAGAAAUUCCUUGACGAGGCAAAAGUCCGAUUCGAGUGUGUCUUCCUUCCAGAUAAUGGAGCUUUCUUUGUGAACUAUGUCAUUGCGUCUGCCUUCAUUGGUAACGCCAUGGACCUGUUGCGCAUUCCUUAUUUUCUUAUGUACAUGAUCCGGCUGUGUUUGGCACGUUCAGCAGCCGAGAGGCGCAAUGUGAAGAAGCAUCAAGCUUAUGAGUUCCAGUUUGGAGCUGCUUACGCCUGGAUGAUGAAUGUCUUUACUGUGGUAAUGACCUACAGCAUCACCUGUCCAAUUAUUGUGCCAUUUGGACUGAUGUACAUGCUACUGAAGCACCUGGUGGACAGGUAUAACAUGUAUUAUGCCUACCUGCCCUCCAAACUGGAUAAGAAAAUCCACUCUGGAGCUGUCAACCAGGUGGUGGCAGCACCCAUCCUCUGCCUUUUCUGGCUGCUCUUCUUCUCUACUGUUCGUACAGGUUUUGUUGCUCCAACAUCGAUGUUUACCUUUGUGGUUCUGAUCAUCACCAUCAUCAUUUGCCUCUCCCAUGUCGUCUUCGGUCACUUCAAAUACCUCAGUGCGCACAAUUACAAGAUCGAUAUGGACGUUGUAGACAAUGGACGACAACCAGAUUCAUCUCCACCUGUCAAGUCUGUUCAGACGUACGUCGCCCAAGUGCUACAGGACCCAAACACAGACGAGACAGGAAGCGGUGAGGACGAGGGGCAGGGGUUGUCACAGGAUGAGGAGGGGGUGAAUGAUGGUGAUUUCCAAUCAGGAGAGGACAGCCUUAUUGAGAACGAGGUGCACCAGUGACCCAGGCAGGGCCACGCCAUGUGCUGAACUUGGCAGGACUUUAACAUGACCAAACAGAGAUCCACUACACCGCUACACCUCCCUUCACUUCCAUCACAGCUGACGGCUAAAACACUCCUUUAUCAUUGAGGCUUGGAGACAGGAUGGCCAGUUGGCAAGAAUUUGGAGUGGCUUGUGAUUGUACUCCCCCUAUAUGAGUUUCAUAAUUCUUCUUUAGAAGAUAGUUAGAAGAAUAGUUACCCUGUUUGGUAGAGUUGCUUGCCAUUACAAGCGCAUGUCUAGUAAAUAAGACCAAAAACAGUAACAAUUACUCAUAAUUUGCAAUUAAGAUUUUACUGUACCUAUGUUAUGAUGAAUUAAAACACCCAUAGUGCUAUCUCAAGAGGGCAGGAAAAUUACAUAUUUGAGUGGAUUUCUCAUAUACGCUUAGUCAGAUUUCACCUCCAAAUCUUUUGCAUUAAAAAAAAAAAAAUACGAUUUAUUCUUAGGAAAUUAGUUAUGUAGAAUAAUGGUCAAUUAAACGGUUUGGUGACUGUUAAAAGCAAAAAUAGAUAGAUAUGGCAACUAUGAUUUAAUGGAACAGAAUCAAGUAUCUCAGACAGCCACGUGAUCAUUAACAAUCAUUUGAUUUUAGAUGUUUACCAUCUGUAGUGCAUAGAAACAACACAUUUCAGUGACGGUCACGUCAAAAUGUAUCAAAAUGCUUGUGGAAUAUACAUCAGUCACCAUGACAGACAGUUGAGCAGAAUUAAGUUUUGAUUUAGAAACCAAAUUUAUUUCUUUUUUGCCACUACACCACAAUAUAUGUGAAGGGGCCAAUUUCAUUCUUCUCUAUCAAAGUAAAUGUAUUUAACAUAAAGACCUUUAUUAGUUCCCUUUUGUAUUCGUAAUUGUUGGAAAAACGAAAGGAUAGAAAAACUCACUCCAGCCUGCUGAAUUAACCAACUGUGAGGAAAACUGUCGCCGGACACUAAUUGUCUCACCAUAUACAUGGAUUGGAAAAGCCACUUUUCCAGUCUAACGGACGGAAUCAAAGGCAAAUCACCAUCCCUGGAACUAUUCUCAUGUCUACCCUCACGUCUUCUGCACAUCCAGUGUUUAAAUGUGGAAUGAUGCUACUUUCUGAAUCAGGCAUCAGAUGGACCGAUUUUAAAUUGUGUUACUCUACUGUGGAAUGUUCUGUCAAUAACUGAUACUGUAGCAAAAAAGAACUUAAACGCACAGCAAAUUCCCCAUGUGGGCUUAAAGGUGGAAUUUGUGAAAGUGAAUAUAUUUUUUAUUUUUGUUAUGCAUGGGUAUGAAAUAAUGGUUUCAUCAGGUUUUGGUGAAUUUUUUUUUUCCUUUUUAUUGGCACUAGCAAGUGAUGUACACAUCACCAUUUUUGAUCACUAAACAUAUUUUACUACUCAUAAAUGCUGUAAAGUGUGCAUGGAAAACAUAAGCAGAAAUCCCUGAACAUCCUAAAAAUUGGGUUUAUGAUGAUAGCAAGAUAUCUCACGGGGUCAAAUAUAUCAAUAUGUCUUAAUUAUGGUCUUCUUUAUUGCUAUAGUGGUGUGUUCCUUGCAAUUUUACCAGAGAAUGAGAAAUAACAGACAUUUUUGCUACUCUGUCCAUUAAUGCAUUUUUGUGUUUUUUGUCCAUUGUUAAAAUGCAAGUCAGAACUGGAAACAGAAUAUUUUUUAGUUUUUCUUUCAAAAUUGAGCAGACAAAGGCUGUGCCCGAGUACUUGCUUUAAAAUAUGUUUUUCUUUGUCCAACCUCUAUAUGGUAGAUCUUUCCUGCUAGUGGACUUAAAUAGUUCUCAUUAUGUCAUUUAUUGUUUACAGGAAUAGCAAUGCGGUGUUUAAACUGACAUUUUUUGCAACAAAUGUUAACUUGAAACAGUUGUCGGGUGUUUGCAAACUUGUGAAUUAAACAUUAGGAAGCUAA
Molecule: messenger RNA, 4748 nt
Organism: Carassius carassius (crucian carp)
Lineage: Eukaryota; Metazoa; Chordata; Actinopteri; Cypriniformes; Cyprinidae
Gene: tmem63ba
Product: transmembrane protein 63Ba
Exons: 24
Coding region: 328-2820 (830 amino acids)
Cellular component (GO): plasma membrane
Molecular function (GO): nucleic acid binding; calcium-activated cation channel activity
Source: RefSeq, a predicted model, not a curated record